GCCAGCUUGACGAGGAAGCACUGACGACGAUAGAGACGCCCGGAAACAGCCAGACCGGUCCGGCCGGGCAGGAUACGGACAUUGAGGGAGAUAGCCAACAGGUCAUGGCUUCUCGCAGGCAGACACGAGUCAGCAUGGUCGGGCCCGUCAAUGUCGCCUCGAUUGCCCACAGCAAAGCCUCCUCAAGGUACGGCGUCGUCACAGACUUCAAGAACCUCAACCUGCAUUCUGCCGCGGCAAGAGGUAACAUCGGUCUCGUCACAUUCGCGCUCACGAACGGACAGCCUGUCAAUAGCUUGCUCAACGGCAUCUUGCCCAUCCACGCAGCCGCUGCUCAUGGCAACCAGGCCGUCGUGCUCAUGCUCAUCGAGCACGGUGCCGACGUCAACGCGAUAAGGUACCGUACAUCCUCGGCUCGUCCACCUUUAGCGGGCUGAAGCGAGACGGACCUGUUCUACAGAUUGUCUCACAAGGAUGUCGGCGAUAAGAAGCAGCGCGCAAAGGAGGCGAUCGGUACGACA
This is a messenger RNA of Mixia osmundae IAM 14324, 521 nucleotides long. RefSeq lists its product as uncharacterized. The record is from RefSeq and is a predicted model, not a curated record. Gene Ontology annotation, molecular function: protein binding. The transcript is spliced from 3 exons. Lineage: Eukaryota; Fungi; Basidiomycota; Mixiomycetes; Mixiales; Mixiaceae. The coding region runs from base 105 to 437 and encodes 110 amino acids.